UUUUCUCGGUUAUCCGGAUAUAUGCCAAUCAAAGUGUGCAUAUGCAAUGAAUGCAAUACAAUCACUUCCGGGUACGGUACGGAUAUCCAAUACAGAUUGAAAAUAAAGAUGGCUGGAAUAGCGAGCUUGGUGGGGUUGGCCUUCUCGGCGUCUAUGGGAAUUCUUAUGAUUGUACUUGCAUGUGCAAUUCCUGGUUUUGGCCAAGUAUGGUGGCCCAUGUUUGUCCUGGUAUUCUAUAUUCUAUGCCCAAUCCCUAUGUUGAUCAGUAAGCGACUAGCCAGCUCGGAUAGCAUCGGUGCCACCAGCAGUGCGCUACAAGAGCUCUGUGUUUUCUUGACGUCAGGCAUCGUGAUGUCAGCGUAUGGUCUACCCAUGGUCCUCAUGCACGUUGGAACGUUAACAUACCAAGCCCUUCUCCUGGUUCUAUUUGGCAACACGUGGAGCUUCAUCACUAUUCUCAUCUUCUUCAGAAUAUUCCGACAAGACGAUGAUUUUGAGUUCCAGGCUUGGUGAAAAAUAGCUGGUUCACUAAUAAUUGUUUCAAAAAGUCCUUAAUAUAGAUCCAUGGGCAUUCAUUGACUGUUGUAAGAAAGGAUUUUCUGUUCGGCGUCCCCAAGCCCUCGAAGCCAAACCUGAAUAACCUUAUACUGUAUUCUCAUUAGAACAUGGAAAACUGUGUGUACAUGUAGGAUUGUGCUUCAAGAAGCAAUCGUAUAAAUCUUUGCUCUAAUUGGAAAUAAUACUUCUGCCCUACUUUUACAUCAUGAAGAAA
Molecule: messenger RNA, 772 nt
Organism: Strongylocentrotus purpuratus (purple sea urchin)
Lineage: Eukaryota; Metazoa; Echinodermata; Echinoidea; Camarodonta; Strongylocentrotidae
Product: leptin receptor gene-related protein
Exons: 6
Coding region: 22-513 (163 amino acids)
Biological process (GO): late endosome to vacuole transport via multivesicular body sorting pathway
Cellular component (GO): endosome
Source: RefSeq, a predicted model, not a curated record